Molecule: messenger RNA, 414 nt
Organism: Dufourea novaeangliae
Lineage: Eukaryota; Metazoa; Arthropoda; Insecta; Hymenoptera; Halictidae
Product: endocuticle structural glycoprotein SgAbd-1-like
Exons: 3
Coding region: 1-414 (137 amino acids)
Cellular component (GO): chitin-based extracellular matrix
Molecular function (GO): structural constituent of chitin-based larval cuticle
Source: RefSeq, a predicted model, not a curated record
AUGAUUCUUAUCGUUUUGUUAGGACUCUCGACAGUGGUGUCUGCGCAAUUCAAUAGAUACUUGUACAAUCCUGACUACUAUGGGCGACGUUUCGCUAUAUUGCGACAAUCCCAAGACUCUUCUCCGGAUGGAUCGUAUUCCUACAGUUAUGACACAGAAAAUGGUAUAUCUGUAGCAGAACAAGGUGUACCGAAGUUUGUCGGACCAAAUCAAAUAGAGUCCGUGAGGGGACAAUUUAGUUAUACUGCACCAGACGGUACACCAAUUUUGGUAACCUAUACAGCCGAUGAAAAUGGUUUUCAAGCCAACGGUGCACAUUUACCAACGCCACCACCAAUACCAGUAGCAAUACAACGUGCUUUAGCCCAUAAUGCCGCUCAUCCUGAAGAGGAAGAGCCAUACAGGCGAUACUAA